CAGCAGCAGCAGCAGCUCAGCCCGGCUGACACUACUCCCUCUCUCCUCAUGGCGCCCACAGCCACAGCCAGUGUCAUUGUCGGCAAUGGCCGCAGUCUGCGCUACGACACCAACUCCGGCAUCCUACAGAUAGUGGGAAACGGCAACAAAAUCCGAGUGCGCAGCAACUCUGGCUGCAUCCAGGUCACAGGCAACGACAGUCGCGUGCUGGUGGAGCAGAACGGAGGCAGCGUCUGCUACACGGGCAACGGCGGCAAGGUGCGCGUCGUGGCCACGGUAGGCGGGGGCUGCGUCACCUACACAGGGAGCGGGGGCCGCGUCAAGGCUCCCGUCGCCACCCCCGCCCCCGAAUCAUUUGAGGACAGGGUGUCACAGGAUAUUGAGGGUGGAGUGGGGCGAGAUUUUGCUCAACUUCUCUUAGUUUUCGUACCUGGAACUGAUAGAGUUGAAGCUGAUGCAGAUAUUUCUGAUGCAUCCAUAUCUGCAGAAUUGUUGUUGGUGCUGGUCUGGUUGUUGCUGGUGUAA
Schistocerca cancellata (South American locust) is the source of this 525-nucleotide messenger RNA. RefSeq lists its product as uncharacterized. NCBI's taxonomy places the organism in Eukaryota, Metazoa, Arthropoda, Insecta, Orthoptera, Acrididae. The transcript has 3 exons. The record is from RefSeq and is a predicted model, not a curated record. Bases 49 to 525 code for a protein of 158 amino acids.